Molecule: messenger RNA, 894 nt
Organism: Neltuma alba
Lineage: Eukaryota; Viridiplantae; Streptophyta; Magnoliopsida; Fabales; Fabaceae
Product: bidirectional sugar transporter SWEET10-like
Exons: 6
Coding region: 97-894 (265 amino acids)
Biological process (GO): carbohydrate transport
Cellular component (GO): membrane
Molecular function (GO): sugar transmembrane transporter activity
Source: RefSeq, a predicted model, not a curated record
CCUUCACUGCGAGAGAGAGAGAGAGAGAGAACUCAGCUAUUAUCACUUCUUUUCCGCACAAAGAGGGAGAGACAUCAUCUCCAAACACAAUCAAACAUGGCCCUUCACCAGCACCAAUUGGCUUUCAUCUUCGGCUUCCUAGGCAACAUCAUCUCUUUCAUGGGGUUCCUUGCUACCAUGCCGACCUUUUAUCGGAUAUACAAGAACAAAUCUGCUGAAGGAUUUCAGUCAUACCCUCAUGUGGCUGCCCUAUUCAGCUGCAUGCUUUGGACAUACGGUGCGCUCGUCAAGAACAACGAGACCUUACUUCUCAUCACCAUUAACUACUCUUGUGGAAUUGUGUUCGAGAUAAUCGGCCUUUCCAUUUUCCUCUUCUGUGCUCCCAAGAAGCUCAGGUUUGCGACGGUUAAUCUUCUUCUGUUACUGAAUGUGUUUGGGUUCGGAGCCAUGCUUCUGUCCACACUGUAUCUUUCACAUGGAAACACUCGUUGUCAGAUUAUAGGAUGGAUUUGCCUGGUGGCUGACAUCAGUGUCUUCGGUCCUCAUCUUUUAAUCAUUAGGAAAGUUAUUAAGACAAAGAGUGUGGAAUACAUGCCAUUCAGUCUGUCCAUGUUUCUGACCGCAAAAGCUGUGACGUGGUUCUUCUAUGGCCUUUUCCUCAAGGAGUACUAUUUCAUUGCUCUGCCAAACACUCUUGGGUUCCUGAUCGGCACAGCUCAGAUUGUGCUUUACUUAACGUACAGAAACGCCAGGCCAGUGGUUCUAGAGGAUCCAGUGAAGGAUCAAGGGCUAUCUUCUGACCAUGUCAUUGAUGUUGUGAACCUCGGCACUAUGAUCCCAGAAGAUGAAAAUAACAAGGAACAAAGGAACCCCAAUUCUGGAGAAAAGGUUUAA